AUGAAGACCACUGGUGUUAUCCUCAUGCUUCUCAUGGUGGCGUUUCUCUGUGGCCCCACAAAGGCCGCCAGUCUUUCUUCAGGAAAGGUGGACUGCAGCAUGUAUAAGAAGUACCCGGUAAAUGCCAUUCCCUGCCCCAUCACUUAUUUUCCAGUGUGUGGCAACAAUUAUAUCACCUAUGGAAAUGAAUGCCACCUCUGCUCGGAAAGCUUGAAAAGUAAGGGAAAAAUUCAAUUUCUGCACGAUGGUAAUUGCUGA
Tachyglossus aculeatus (Australian echidna) is the source of this 258-nucleotide messenger RNA. RefSeq names its product serine protease inhibitor Kazal-type 7-like. NCBI's taxonomy places the organism in Eukaryota, Metazoa, Chordata, Mammalia, Monotremata, Tachyglossidae. The coding region runs from base 1 to 258 and encodes 85 amino acids. The record is from RefSeq and is a predicted model, not a curated record. Gene Ontology annotation, molecular function: protein binding. The transcript is spliced from 4 exons.